Messenger RNA from Lepus europaeus (European hare), 8519 nucleotides. Its product is annotated as zinc finger protein 260-like. Lineage: Eukaryota; Metazoa; Chordata; Mammalia; Lagomorpha; Leporidae. Gene Ontology annotation, molecular function: recombination hotspot binding; histone H3K4 methyltransferase activity; histone H3K36 methyltransferase activity. Gene Ontology annotation, cellular component: nucleus. Gene Ontology annotation, biological process: regulation of DNA-templated transcription; positive regulation of reciprocal meiotic recombination. The record is from RefSeq and is a predicted model, not a curated record.
UACAGCGGGAAGAGCGUCCCUGUGGUGGCUCGGCCUUCUCUGCUCUGAGAAGAGGAAGCCAGAGGCUUCGGGAGCGGGAAGUGGUCCAGAAACUGCUCAGGUGUGGAUGUAGGUUGUUGAGCAACAGACAUUCCUGCCUUCUUGAUUCUACACAAAGAUACAGGCUUUAAGGUGAUUGAUGAGGACAGAGUGCCUGAGCUGCGAAGAGACUGAAUUUUGGAAACUACGUCCAGAACUCCACAGUGCGUAUUCAGGUGCUCUUCCCUCAGGCCUGCAGGUGGACAGCAAGAGCAACAGUGAUGAUAGCGUUUGAAGACCUGGCUGUGUACUUUACCUGGGAGGAAUGGCAGAACAUGAACCAAGCUCAGAAAAUCCUGUACAGGGAUGUGAUGCUGGAGACCUACAGCAGCCUGUUCUCCCUGGGGUACUGCAUGACCAAACCUGACUUGAUCUUCAAGUUGGAGCAAGGAGCAGAGCCCUGGAUGGGGGAAGAAUGCCUACAUCAGAGCCUUCCAGUUGCCAUGAAACUGGAUGAACUGAUUAAGACCAACCAGAAAAGUCUGGAGAAAAAUCUGAAUCAGGGUGUUAUGAAAAAUAGUAAGACAUUAACUUCCAAGGGAGUUGAAUUCAGAAAAACACUUAAUUUAAGUUCAAGCCAUAUUCCAAAAUUGAGUAUCAGAAAGAGAAACUAUCCAGAAAUAGAGCAGGCACUUGAACAAAUUGGACAAGGGAAAGUCUUCAAAAGGAAGAAUAUAUUCUGUGAAUCUGAGAAGCUUUUUAUGGUAGAAACCUGUAAUAAGUCAACUGCCACUAUUGGCAAGAUAACUCAAGUACUACAAGAUUUCCAUAAAAAUUCUAACCUCAGUAUACAUCAACAAAGUCCCAAAAGAGAGAAUGUUUAUAAAUAUAUUGGGCCUGUGGGACCUGUCAUUUACCCAUCACAUCUUAGAAUGAAUCAUAGACCAAAUAUAGGGAAGAAAUCUUAUGCAUGUAAAACUUGUGGGAAAUCAUUCAGUAAUAAAUUCUGCCAUGCCCUCCAUCACAGCACUCACAUAGUGGGAAACCCUCAUGUAUGUAAUGAUUGUGGAGAAACCACUCACCAGAAGUCAGAUCUCAUUAGACAUCAGAGAAUUCACAAAAGGUUGAAAUCUUAUAAAUGUAAUGACUGUGGGAAGUUCUUUGGCCAGAAGAAAUACCUCAUAAAUCAUCAGAGAAUCCACACAGGCGAGAAACCUUAUGAAUGUAAUGACUGUGGAAAAACCUUUGGCCAAAAUUCAAACCUCAGAAAGCAUCAGAGAAUUCACACAGGGGAUAAGCGUUAUGAGUGCAAUGACUGUGGGAAAACCUUUAGCCGUAAAGCACACCUCAUAAAUCAUCAGAGAAUUCACACAGGGGAUAAGCCUUAUGAAUGCAAUGACUGUGGAAAAUCCUUUGGCCGGAAAUCAACACUCACAAAUCAUCAGAGAAGUCACACAGGGGAGAAACCUUAUGAAUGCAGUGACUGUGGGAAAACCUUUGGCCGGAAAUCAACACUCACAAAUCAUCAGAGAAUUCACACAGGGGAUAAGCCUUAUGAGUGCAAUGACUGUGGGAAAACCUUUGGCCAUAAGUCACACCUCAUAAAUCAUCAGAGAAUUCACACAGGGGAUAAGCCUUAUGAAUGCAAUGACUGUGGAAAAGCCUUUGGCCAUAAGUCACACCUCAUAAAUCAUCAGAGAAGUCACACAGGGGAGAAACCUUAUGAAUGUAAUCAUUGUGGGAAAGCCUUUGGCCGGAAAUCAAGACUCACAAAUCAUCAGAGAAGUCACACAGGGGAGAAACCUUAUGAAUGCAGUGGCUGUGGAAAAACCUUUGGCCAAAAUUCAAACCUCAGAAAGCAUCAGAGAAUUCACACAGGGGAAAAGAGUUAUGAGUGCACUGACUGUGGGAAAACCUUUGGCCAGAAACCACACCUCAUAAAUCAUCAGAGAAUUCACACAGGGGAUAAGCCUUAUGAAUGCAAUGACUGUGGAAAAUCCUUUGGCCAUAAGUCACACCUCAUAAAUCAUCAGAGAAGUCACACAGGUGAGAAACCUUAUGAAUGUAAUCAUUGUGGAAAAGCCAUUGGCCACAAAUCAACACUCAUAAAUCAUCAGAGAAGUCACACAGGGGAGAAACCUUAUGAAUGCAGUGACUGUGGAAAAACCUUUGGCCAAAAUUCAAACCUCAGAAGGCAUCAGAGAAUUCACACAGGGGAUAAGCGUUAUGAGUGCAAUGACUGUGGGAAAACCUUUAGCCGUAAAGCACACCUCAUAAAUCACCAGAGAAUUCACACAGGGGAGAAACCUUAUGAAUGCAAUUACUGUGGAAAAACCUUUUGCAAGAAUUCACACCUCAUAAAUCAUCAGAGUCACACAGGGGAGAAACCUUAUGAAUGCAAUGACUGUGGAAAAACCUUUGGCCAGAAAUCACAACUCAAAAUGCAUCAGAGAAUUCACACAGGGGAGAAACCUUAUGAAUGUAAUGACUUGAAAAGUCUUUGCUGAGAAUUCAAACCUCACAAAGCAUCAGAGAAUUUGUACUGGGGGGAAACUUUAUGAAUGCAGUGACUGUGGAAAACCUUUGCCAAGAAGUCAAACCUCAGAAACUAUCAGAGACUUCACACCAUGGAGAAAAGUUAUGAAUAAAGUGACUGUGGAAAUGCCUUUGGUUCCAUCCCUGCAUGCCAAGGAUAAAUCCCACUUGGUCUGGCUGGAUGAUCUUCCUGAUGCAUUGUUGGAUUCAAUUGGCCAGAAUUUUUUUUUGCAGAUCUUUGCAUGUAUGUUCAUCAGGGAAAUUGGUCUAUAAUUACUUUCUCUGUUGCACUUUGUUCAGGUUUAGGAAUGAAGGUGAUGCUGGCUUCAUAGAAAGAAUUUGGGAGAAUCGCCUCUCAAUUGUUUUGAAUAACUUGAGAAGAAUUACAGGUAGUUCUUCUUUAAAUGUGUGUAAGAAUUUAGCAGUGAGGCCAUCCAGUCCUGGGAUUUCCUUUGUGGUGAGGGUCUUUAUUACUGAUAUCAUUUCCAUCUGGUUGUGGGUGUGUUUAGGUUUUCUAUAUCUUUGUUGCUCAAUUUAGGUAGGUUUUAUGGAUGUAAAGAUGGUGGAAAGCCUUUUUGCUGUAAUUCAUAACUCAUAAGAUAUCAGAGAAUUCACACAGGGAGUUUUCUACAUGACCUUUUUGUGCAAGUUAUAUCUCAUAAAAUAUUAGAGAAUUCAUCAAGGGGAGAGUAAAUGAAUGUAAUAAAUGUGAAUAAGCCUUUGUGGUGCAAAUCAGACCUCAUCAAACAUAAAAAUUCUCAUGGGGAGAAAUUUUAUGAAUGUAAUGACUCAGAGCCUUUUACCAUAAUUCAGCCCUCAUUGUACAUCAUCAAAUUCAUAUAGGGAAAAACCCCUUUGAAAGUAAAAUCCCUUUAAUUAGAAGCCAUACCUCAUAAGACAACAGGGAAUUCACAUGGGAGAGAAACCUUAUGGGUGUAUUGAGCGUUGGAAAGCUCUGCGCAAAUCUCUCCUUAUAUCAGAAUGCACAACAUAUAUAUCUAAUCUAUGAAAUAAAUGUGAGAAAGCCAUUUCACAUAGGUAAUGCCUCAUAAUCCAUCAUGGAAUUUGAACAAGGGAGAGACCUUAACAAUAUAAUGAAGGCAGAAGAGCUUUUCCAAAAAAUAAAUGUUAAGUAUUGUGACAAAACCUUUUUGGUGGAAAUCACAUCCUAUCCAACAGAGACUCAUGUAAGGGAGAAAGCUUAUAAAUAUUAUUAGUGUGAAAAGGUUGUUUGUCAGAAAUCUAUGGUACAUCAGAGAAUUGACACCGGUGGUUUCUUAGGAGUAUAAUGGUUGUGUGAAAACAUUUUCUUUAUUUCAGGCUUGUAUAGAUAUAGAAUUCACAAAAGUGAUAUUCUUUGCAUGCUGUAAAUAUGAUAAAACCUUUAGCCAGAAAUUAGACAUCAACAGACUUUAGAGAAUUCAUAAGGAACAAUUGUCCAUGCAAUGACUUUGGAAAAACUAUUUCUGCCAUAAAUCAGUUUUCAAUUCCCAUGAACAGACUCACAAAUGAGAAAACAUGCAUGCAUAGAAAAGUUUUGUACCAUAAAUCAUCUCUAGAUGGUAAACCAAUAACUCACACAAAAGAAAAAUCAUGAGUGUAAUGGAAUUGGGAAACCCUUUGCUAUAAGGCAGAUUUCCAGAAAGCUUAGCAAGAUUACAGAAAAGUCUCUGAAAAUGUAACAUGUCUGAAAAUUUGUUGGCAUCACAAAGUGGAGGAAGCUCAAGUGCCUAUGUUUUUGUGACCUGGCAUCCAAAUUGAUAUCACUUUCUCUUUGAUGAAUUCCUUGUUUAUUUCUUUAACAGAUUUAGAGACAAAGGAUUCCUGUCCAUUAAUUUACUACUAAAUUCCCACAAUUGCCAUGGUAAGGGCUAUGGCAAAAGCUGAAUGCUGAGGGCUGUGAAUCUGAUUCAUCACUGAUAAUGCUGAAGAAAUUGGUUCCUGGUUCUAUGCUGCUAUGCAUGGAAAUGUUUUUCUAAUUUCUUUUUCAAAUAGUUCAUUGUUAUAUAAAGAAAUGCUUCUGAUUUUUAAAAUUUUAUUUAAAUAAUUUGUGAUUAAUGUGUACUAGUCAUGCAUUAUUACAGGGUAUAGUGCAAUAUUUGCACACAUUUAUGUAGUAGAAACUGAUCAAGCUAAGCAACUACAGUUUUAUUAAUUUUUUUAAAGAUUUAUCUAUUUGAAAGACAGUUACAGAGAGAAGUAGCUGCAGAGAGAGAGAGUGGUCUUCCUCUGCUGAUUCACUUCCCAGAUGGCCACAAUGGCCAGAGAUCUGCCAAUCUGAUGCCAGGAACCAGGAACUUCUUCCACAUCUCCCACUUGGGUACAGGGGUCCAAGGACUUGGGCCAUCUUCUACUGCUUUCCCAGGCCAUAGCGGAGAGUUGGAUCAGAAGAGGAGCAGCCGGGACUAGAACUGGUGCCCACAUGGGAUGCUGGUGCUUCAGACCAGGGUGUUAACCCACUGUGCCACAGUGCUGGCCCCCAAGCAACUACAGUUUCUAAUUCUUCAUGAUUUGAGACUACCAGCUCCUCUCUUCCAGUUCUUUACACAGAACCUAAUAUGGUUGAAUGUAGUCAUCUCAUUAUAUUAUGGAACACCAGAAGUUCCUUCUGCCUCUUUGUAUUUUGUUACCUAUUAUCCAAUCCUCCUCUAUCCCUAGCUCCUUCCCUUCUCGACCUCUAAUAAUCACAGUUCUGUGUUCAGACCCAUUAUUUUCUUUCACUUCCACAUGUGACAAGGACCAUGUGAUAUUUGUGUUCCUGUUUCUGGCUUAUUUCAAUGAAUUUAAUACUACUUCCUUUUUUGUAUCUAAAUGAUUUUCCAUUGUCCAUUUUUUUUUCAUUGAUGGACAGCUAGAUUGGUUCCAAAUCAUGGCUGCAGUGAACUGUGUUAUAGUGACUGUGUUGUGGAAAAUUGCUGUCUCUUUGAUAUGAUCUUCUCAUUUCCUUAUAAAAUUUUCUUCUUAUAUAUAGCCAAGAGCAAGAUAACUGUCAAAUGGUAGGUCAAUUUUUAUCUUUAUUUUAAAUUUUUGUUAUUUAUUUGAAAGAGUUACAGAGAGGUAGAGACAGACAGAGAGAGGACCUCCAUCAGCUGGUUCAUUCUAUAGAUGACUAGAAAGUCUGGAGCUGUUCCAUUCUGAAGACAGGAGCUUCCUCCAUGUCUCCCACAUGGGUGCAUGGGCCCAAGGACUUGGGCCAUCGUCUACUGCUAUCCCAGGACAUAGCAGAGAGCUGGAUUGGAAGAAGAGCAGCUGGAACCAGAACUGGCACCUAUAUGGAAUGCUAUGCACUUCAGACUAGGGCUUUAACCCACUGCAUGACAAUGCCAACCCCAAUUUUUAUCUUUUUUAAGGAAUGACCAUACUGUUCUCCAUAACAUCUGUACUAAUUUGUGUUUUCACCCACCAUAUAUGAAGGUUUUCUUUUCCCAUAUGCUCUUUAGCAUUUGUUAUUUUUUAUCAUUUUGUUGUAAUGAUGAUAUAAUAUUGUUCAUGUUUUUGUGUAUUUUGAAAUCAGUUAAUUUGUUUAUUAAAUAUUUGUUUAUUUGAAAGGUGGAUUUAUAGAGAGAGAGAGGGAAAGAUGGAGAUAUCUUUCAUCUGAUGGCUCACACCCCAGAGAGUUUCAACAGUUGAGUCUGGGGCAUGCUGAAGUCAAGAGCUUCAUCCAUGUCUCCCACAUGAGUGGCAGGGACCCAAGUCCUUCGUCCAUUUUCUGCUGGUUUCCCAGGUGCUUUCACAGUGAGCUAAAUUGGAAGUGGAGAAUCCUAAACUCAAAGUGGAACUCACGUGAUAUGCUGGCCUCACAGUUUGCAGCUUACUGCACUUAGCCACAAUGCCAGCCUAUCAAUUUAAUUCCUCAAAAAUAGGUCAACUGUGGAGUGAACCAGUGAAUGGAAGACCACUCUCUCUACCUCUCCUUCUCUCUGUGUGUAACUCUGACUUUCAAAUAAAAUAAAUAAAUCUUUAAAAAAUUUUGGCAAAUAGAUGAAGCUAUUUGUUAUACAUUUCAACUAAAUAGCAAACAUACUAGAAAAAUAUAUUGAAUAAAAUUCAAACAACUCAUAAGUAUACACAGAAAUUUCUCACCAUAACAACAUAGCAACCACUAAAUUUCCAAACUUAAUUUUCCACAACUUAUAAUCUUUAACUCCAGAAGGAGUACUAAAUUGACAGAACAGUGGCCUAUGUAUCAGGAUACCUAAUUCUAAUACAGAAUUAUCCCUGCUACAACUUACCUAUGUGACCUUGAACAAUUCCCUUUACUUCUCUGGGCCUUAGCAUUUAGCAUCCUCAUGUGAAAAAGGAGGUUUGGAUAAGAUCAGUUGUACUCAAGAUAGACUUCAAUGAUCUCUCAGUUUUCAAACAGGCACCUUAAGGGAAAGUAAAACUGUAGAUCAAAGGAAAUACUUCAUGGCCUUAUUGUAUGUAUUAGAUUCCAAAGAAAGAGGUCUAGGAACUCCCCUUGUUCUCCACAGAAGACAGACUACGUAUACUGUUCUGAUGUGGAAAAUUGUAUCAAAAAUAUUUCAAUGACUAUUUUUUUACUACUUUCUAUUGGCAUGUUUGAACUAUUGUCCCUCUUUCUAAGCCCUUUGAAAUGGAAGGCACUCCAUCGUUCUUAAACAGUAAAAAGUUCAGUGGCAAUUUCUGUCACCUACAAGGCUACCUAAGAUGACCUCUGAAUUCUCUUCCAGACAAUGGUAAUGUCUUGAUGAUAAAGAUGUUUUCUUGAACAGAAGAACACUUCUUUGGCCUAAGCUUAUGUGCACAGAAAUGAGCUUCCUUAAAUGUGAACAAUCUUGUUCUGGGUAUGGAUCUGUAGUAGAGGAACAAUCAGUAGAGAGAAAGUUUUUGUAUGGCACCAUUAUCCUUAUGUUACUAUGCUGCGUUAUUUGUCCUCCCCUUUGUGAGUCAGUACUAUUAGAGGAGCUGGUACUACCUCUACAGCAAAAUUUUUUCAUGAGAAUUUAGAGAUCCUGCUUAUGUGUCCAGGAAAGCAGUGGCAGAUGGCCCAUGUACUUGGAUCCCUGCCACCCUGUAGGAGACCAGUCCUGGCCAUUUUGGGUAUUUGGGAAGUAAAUCAGAAAAUGGAAAAUCUGUUGCUCUGUCUCUGUACUUCAAUUUUCAUACAGGAAAUUAUCUUGUCAUGAUUACAAGUAAACAUACUCAUAAAAAUGUUCUAGGAGAGGUUCAUCCACUGUAGCUUUUACAAGAUAACAUAUGACGUAUAAAUGACCAAUGUCUUCACUCUCCACCCUCAUCCUACCCAUACAGUGCUUAGCACAAUGAUGUUGAUAUGGAAAUAUCUGAGUUGUGGUUCUUGGCUGUUUAAUCCUAACUUAUUUUGAAAAAUAAUUCAACUUUGAAUGUCCACCUAUAUCUGUUAUACAUUUUUUCCUGUUCAUCACUUAUAAGAAAAAGAGAGGUGAUUAAAAUCAUUCAAGUAGGAGGCGGAGCCAAGAUGGCGGAUAGUGAGGACGUGCACCGAUAGUCUGGAAAAUAAAGUUUCAUAAAAGUGGAAUUACUGUAGCCUCAGGAAAAGAUUCAAGAAAAAAACUGCAGAGGAAACGCUUCCGGAUCUAGUGGAUGUCACACAGAGGAUCUACAAGGAGCAAACCACGUGGAAAUCCAGCCGCGGGACCCGAGCCGCAGAAUCUCCCCAGUGCGGGAACGAACGGGAGGUAAGACAAAAGCCUCAGAAAUACAAGACAUUAGUGGGGAAAGGCAGAGGCCCCUCCCUGCACUUGAGCAAAACAAAGAGCAGGCACCAUUUUACAUAUGUAAAGCGGCAAUGAGUACAUAAACACAGUAACUUUGGGUCUAAGGUGAAACUUGAGAACACAUUGAGGGCUGCAUAAACUCUGUGUGUGGUCCCAGGGGUAGUUCAAACGAAUACUCACAGAGGCCAGAUUUCAAAUACCCUCAAUUCCACUCAGCCAUUCGGAAUUACUUCCCAACUGAGUAAAAAA